Molecule: messenger RNA, 2095 nt
Organism: Zingiber officinale
Lineage: Eukaryota; Viridiplantae; Streptophyta; Magnoliopsida; Zingiberales; Zingiberaceae
Product: E3 ubiquitin-protein ligase GW2-like
Exons: 8
Coding region: 593-1915 (440 amino acids)
Cellular component (GO): cytoplasm
Source: RefSeq, a predicted model, not a curated record
AAGCCACUAGCUACGAGCUAUCGAUCUCCGCUAUUUACCACAGUUCAAAUCUCUGUCGCUAGCCCACACACUGCACCAUUUCCUCCCUCCAAUCAUUCCGCCUCCUCCUUUCUUCUCGACCUUCUUCGUACGGCGGAACCCCAGCCCUCGCCCUCCUCCGACGGUACCAGCGGACGCGAGGCUCGAGCUAGGUAAGGGGACCAGUUACCAACGCCGGGGGGUUUCUAGGGUUGGCGUUCUACGCGUUCGGUUUCCUUCUUCGGCCGGUGGGGAUGUGAUUUUGAGGCUUCGAAUUGAGAUCCGCGCCGCGCAUUUCGGUUUCUGGUCUGGUUCGGCGCGGCCUUGAUGCGGAUUUCGAUCUCGAGAGGCGAAGGCGAGAGAGAGGGGAGUUUUCCGGCCUUGAUCUGGCGUAGGGACUUAGGGUUCCGCUGCUUGAAUUGUUUUGCAGAAGAUGGGCUCGUGAAAGGGAAUUAGGUUUCUGUUUUUUUGUCCGAUGUGUUUUUUUGGAAGCUUUUAGCUGGGAUGUUGAGAGAGAUCGAGGGGCUUUAAGUGGAGAUUUUGUAUUCCGUCUUGUUGCGGUGGGAUUGAUUGCAUGGGGAACAAGAUAGGGAGGAGGAGGCAGGUGGUGGAUGAGCAGUAUACCAGGCCGCAGCAGGGUCUUUACCAGCAUCGCGACAUUGACCAGAAGAAGUUGAGGAAGCUCAUUCUCGAAUCCAAGUUGGCGCCUUGCUACCCUGGAUGUGACGAAUACGCCCUUGAUUUCGAAGAGUGUCCCAUCUGUUUCCUGUAUUAUCCAAGUCUUAAUCGGUCAAGGUGUUGCAUGAAAGAGAUAUGCACAGAGUGUUUCCUUCAAAUGAACCCACCUGAUGUAACUCGGACAACACAGUGCCCUUUUUGCAAAACGUCAAAUUAUGCAGUCGAAUACCGUGGUAUGAAGACAAAAGAGGAGAAGGGCAUGGAAGAAGUUGAAGAGCAGAAAGUCAUUGAGGCAAAAAUAAGGAUUCAACAGAAGGAAAUUCAAGAUGAAGGUAAAAAACUAAAGAAAAGACAGGAUUCAAACUCAUCAAGACGAAUGAUCAAUGCAGAGCACGAAAUUCAAGAUGAAGCAAAAAGAUUGAAGAAAAGACAAGAUCCAUGCUCAUCAAGCAAAACAAUUGAUCCAGCAGAUGAGUUCUGUAACAUAGUACCAUCUUUCAAACGGUCUACACAAACUAGUGAAAUUGUUCCAUCUCAAAUCUCGUGCUCGGUGCCAGCAGGUCUGCUGCCUUCCCACUAUAGAAACAGGACUGACAAUUUUGACGUGGAUUUUGAUCACAUGAUGGUCAGGGAAGCAAUUUGGCUUUCGAUUCAGGAACAUGGUUAUCAUGGAUAUCCAGCUUAUUUUGGCAACUUCUUUCCAGGGCCAUCCUUUUCAGAAGAACCCUAUCAUUCCCAUGGAAUAGCUCCGGAAGUAUCUUCCUAUGGAGGACUAGCUUGUGCUGCUGCAGCUUUAACUGAGCGUCAGCCCAUUAAUGUCGUAUCCGCCGCUAAUAUGCCUAGCAGCAGUACCUCAGUAUUUGACAUGGUUCACCGGUCAGGCAACUUAUCUGCUGAAAAUAUGAGGCUCGUGCAGACUAAUCCUUCAGGGCAUUGGUCUGAGAUACCACUGCAAAUUGAGAGGGAAUUACAAAGAGGCGACUUGGGGGAGUCUUCGACCGGUUUUUGGUCCAAUAUGACAGAGGCAGGGACCAGUUAUGCUGGUUCUCAUGCUAUGAUGGAUGCAGGAAAUGCACUAAUUCCAUACCCAGACCGAGCUUUAAUGAAUCAAGGAUACUUUGUUCCAGAGAGCUUUGAAGAGCAAAUGAUGAUGGCCAUGUCUGUCUCGCUUGUGGACGCACAAGGAAGGAUGAAUUCACAAGGACUUAUGUGGCCGUAGUGAUUGAAGAAGGAAAUUGUGCCCUCUUUUUUUCUUUUUUUGCUUCUCUAGCCCUUUCCCCUCUUUCUCUCUAUUGGUUUUAUUGUUCUUUCAUUGUUGGUAUCCACUACACUUUAUCAAGAAAACGGUGAAAAAAGGAAAAAGGAAAAAAAGUAUGAAGCUGAUACCACUUUUGAUUAA